Molecule: messenger RNA, 1586 nt
Organism: Spirometra erinaceieuropaei
Lineage: Eukaryota; Metazoa; Platyhelminthes; Cestoda; Diphyllobothriidea; Diphyllobothriidae
Source: the annotation of a GenBank genome assembly
AUGGACGACGAGCGACUACCAAAACGACUCUUCUACGGAGACGUCGCGACGGGUUCUCGCCGUCAAGGAGGCCAAAUUCGCCGUUACAAGGAUACCCUGAAGUCCUCUCUGAAGCGACUGCAAAUCAACCCGACCAACUGGGAAGAGCUCGCCCGCGAUCGUCCGACAUGGAGGAGAACAGUGUAGACGGGCACUGCUAUCUAUGAAACCAGCCGCAUCGCUGCCGCCAAAGUGAAACGCGAAGCCCGCAAAUCAUAACUUCGCCCAGUACGCAACGCCGCCGCACAACCGCUUCCAACGUGUCCUCGGUGUCAACGGACAUUCCAGGCUCGAAUCAGACUUGUUGGAUAUCUUUGGACCAACUGCGCCUCUCGAACUGCACCAACCAUCGUUCCCACGCCCGCCUCUUACUCGUCCUCUCUGUCGCCUACUAACUCUGACAAUUCUUCUGUACUACCACUUCCAUCCUCCUCCACUGCCCCAACGGCGGCCGCUCGGACGGUCGUCUCGCACAUCACCAACCCCCACACAACAACCGACAACACCCCCACCUCUCCCGAUCCCAGUGAUGAGGAUCAGGACUACACCUGCCCUCACUGCGACCGCACCUUCACCUCUCGCAUCGGCCUGGUCGGUCACUUGCGAAUACAUCGCACAGAGGCUGGUGAACCAGUGCCUGGAGCACUAACCUACACCCACCGCACUCGCCUCCACUGCCUACACUGCCCUCGCACCUCCACGCAUCGCAUGGGCCUAUUCGGUAACAUGCGCAUCCACGAGAGCGGAAUUGACCGCAGCCUCGACACACCCACCCCGCCGAGCCCCACAUUCAAUUCAUCACCACCAACCACCCCCCAACCGACAUCGACGCCACCGACUUUACCACCCCUCACUCCUCCCCUUCCUCCUCCUCUUCCUCCUUCACUGCCACAACGGCGGCCACUCCGGCGUCUGUCGCGCACGACAUCACCACAGCCACACCUGACACAACAACAGGCAUAACCCCUGCAACCUCCGUCAUCAGAGGUGAGGACCAGGACUACACCUGCCCUCACUGCGAUCGCACCUUCACUUCACGCAUCGGCCUGGUCGGUCACUUGCGAAUCCAUUGCAUAGAGACCGACGAGCCAGUGCCUGGAGCACCAACCUACACCCACCGCACUCGCCUCCACUGCCCACACUGCCCUCGCACCUUCACACAUUGCAUGGGUCUAUUCGGCCACAUGCGCAUCCACGAGAGCGGAAUUGACCACAAUUCCGAGACACCAACCACAUCCAACACAUCCACCAUGCCCAGCACCACGCCCGCUCCAUCGCCCUGCUCGCUCAUCACCACCACCACCACCACUGCUUCCUCUGCAGCCGACACCGCCGACUUCUCGUGCCCUCACUGUCCACGCACAUUCACCUCACGCAUUGGCCUUGUCGGUCACUUGCGAAUCCAUCACACAGAGUCUGGAGAACCAGUGCCUGGAGCACCAACCUACACCCACCAAGCUCGUCUCAACUGCCCACAUUGUCCCCGCACUUUCAGGCAUCGUAUGGGCCUAUUCGGUCACAUGCGCAUCCACGACGACCUGCGGUAG